AUGCAGCCGGCGCUCUGUCUUUUUGCUGCUGCUGUGCUGCUGAUCAGCGUGCACGCUUACGAUGUUGACCGGCUGUACUCCCGCUAUGCGCAACUCAUUGCAGAGGAGCCAUUGCUGUGUCAGCAGCAGCCGCAGCUCUGCUCCAAUCUCUACCUGCAUCGUAUGGUGCUCCCACGGUUCAGCAAGGUUCCAUCCAAGCGGGCUUAUGACUUUGUGCGCUUCGGUCGCUCGGAUCCGUCGUUGGGAAAGGAGAAGAAGAACAGCUACGAUUACAUCAGAUUCGGCAAGCGAUCCUCACCCUCCGAGCUCCCAGCCCUCGAUCAGGGUUUC
Messenger RNA from Mesorhabditis spiculigera, 330 nucleotides. The record is from the annotation of a GenBank genome assembly. Lineage: Eukaryota; Metazoa; Nematoda; Chromadorea; Rhabditida; Rhabditidae.